CAGCUGUCGCAGCUCCAGGUUUGUGUGCGACUCACACCGGACUGGACGGUGCGAUCAUCUGGAAAUUUUUUCACUCCGUCGAUUUUUGGUUAGGGGGGAAGCCAGCACCUGUGUCACCAUUUCCAGUUUACCAUCCUUCAAAUAUUCCGCGGAUGCAAAGAAAUGAGCGGUGAAACCAGUGCGUGGACUGUAAAUAAAGAUUCCGGCUAGCUAGCAGGUUAGCCCACCCCAAUUAAGCUAGUUAGUGCGCUUAGCUAAUUAACUUUUGGGCUUUUGGAUGCUCGAAAUCAAGUGUUCGCACUGUAGGCAGUGUUUUGUGCACACAGAGCGUCUAUAAAAGCUCAUAUGGCUGUCUUCUGCCACCUGUCGCCGUGUGUUAGCUAGAGAUCCGGGCGGCUGAUGGACAGUGUUGCGGUGAGUCUGGGCACUGGGGCGGUUAGCUUAGCGAGACAGCAAAGGACAGCACGGAUGUCGUGGCAGGCUGGUUUGUCCCUUCGGGACUCUGGUUGGUAGUCAUCAGAUUUUUUUUCAUUAAACAAAACUGGGUUCUAGCGGGUUUGAUAGUGGAGAUCUUGAGAUUCACAUCUGGCCUCCGAUCUCAUCCAGUCUUUGGCCUUGUUUGAUAGAUCCGUUCGGUCUAUUUCGCUUCAUCGAUUCUGUUUUAAACGCCAUUCGUCCCCCAAAAUCCAUCCCGUUCCUCUUUCGACGCGGUUGCUAAAGGGAAGCGGGCCGCAGAAGUGUGUCAGAUCGGGGGUUGGGAUCUCCAAACGCUGUGGUGAUGACUCUGGAGUCCAUGAUGGCCUGUUGCAUGAGUGAAGAGGCGAAGGAGUCCAAAAGAAUCAACGCCGAGAUCGACAAACAGCUCCGGAGAGACAAGCGAGAUGCCAGGCGAGAGCUCAAACUCCUCUUGCUGGGGACAGGCGAGAGCGGCAAGAGUACGUUCAUCAAACAGAUGCGCAUCAUUCACGGGACAGGCUACACCGACGAGGACAAGCGUGGUUACACCAAACUCGUCUACCAGAACAUCUUCACCUCCAUGCAGGCUAUGAUCCGCGCCACCGAGCACCUCAAGAUCCCAUUCAGAUUCGAAGACAACAAGAAAAACGCUCUGCUGGUGCGAGAGGUCGAUGUGGAGAAGGUUUGCUCUUUUGACCAGCCCUAUGUUGCUGCAAUUAAUAAGCUCUGGAUGGAUCCGGGCAUCCAGGAAGCGUACGACCGCAGGCGAGAGUACCAGCUCUCUGACUCUACUAAAUACUACCUUAACGAUUUAGAACGUAUAUCAUCUCGGGGAUACAUGCCCACCCAGCAGGAUGUACUGAGGGUCCGAGUGCCCACUACUGGCAUCAUAGAGUAUCCGUUUGACCUGGAGAAUAUAAUCUUCAGCUAUCUAAGCGAUUUGGAGCGUAUCUCAGACCCGUCGUAUCUGCCGACUCAGCAAGACGUGCUUAGGGUUCGCAUCCCUACCACAGGGAUUAUCGAAUAUCCCUUCGACUUGCAAAGCAUCAUUUUCAGGAUGGUGGAUGUCGGAGGCCAGCGAUCAGAGCGCAGGAAGUGGAUUCACUGCUUUGAGAACGUCACAUCUAUCAUGUUCCUGGUUGCCUUGAGCGAAUACGACCAGGUCCUUGUGGAAUCUGACAACGAGAAUCGCAUGGAGGAAAGCAAAGCGCUGUUUCGCACAAUCAUCACCUACCCCUGGUUCCAGAACUCCUCCGUCAUUCUGUUCCUCAACAAGAAGGACCUUCUAGAGGAGAAGAUCCUGUGCUCUCACCUGGUGGACUAUUUCCCUGAAUAUGAUGGUCCACAAAAUGACGCUCAGUCGGCCCGAGAGUUCAUCCUGAAGAUGUUCGUGGACCUGAACCCGGACAGUGACAAGAUCAUCUACUCGCACUUCACCUGUGCCACAGACACCGAAAACAUCCGCUUCGUCUUCGCGGCGGUCAAGGACACCAUCCUGCAGCACAACCUCAAAGAGUACAACCUAGUGUGAAACAGAGCGAUUAAAGAAAGAAAACAGCGAGACACCUGCAGCCCGAAAGCACUACACACCUCACAUGCAGAAACACCUUCACCCUCAUUAGGCACUGGAUCUUCACUAAGUCCUUUUCUUUGCCUGUUUUAUCUCUCCCGUCCUGGGUAUCGACCCCUCCAGUUGAUAGCUUUAUCAUCUACUCUUCCUCCAAAAACGAAGGCCGGGCUGCCAAACCGGUGCCUAAUGACAAAGAGCACUUGUUUGCUCUGUAGACGGGCUGCAGGUGGGCUCUACCUGGUACGAACUUGACGGAAAGUCUUCGGUGUUCGUCUGUAACCAAGACUGGGCGACAUUCGCGAAGGACUUCACCUCCAGUCACUGAAUUUAACCAAGUGUUAGUCGUGCAAUCACAUGCUAUAACACUAGAGGUGGAGGUGAUGAUUGAUUUAAUACUAUUUUAGGAGUGAUUUCCCAUCACUACUUGAGUACUUGGAGUACUUUUUUUUUUUUUGUAAAAUGAGGAACGAGUUUCGAAAGUGGCCACAGUGUAAUUUCAGUCCCUGAAAACACCCAGUUCGCUUCUGUAUCUGCUAAAUUUAUCAUUUAGGGAGCGAAGUGUUUUCUCACAUUUGCCAGUAUUGGGUGUUUAAUCAAGUCUAAUAAAAGGGAUCCAGCUAGUAUUCAAAGAUUUAGUAGUGGAAGAUUGUGAUUUGUUUACAUGCUUCGUCACAAAUCGGUUUUCGAAUCUGAAGGAAUCAAAUAAAACGCCUUUCCCAGUUGAUUCGUUCGAUAUCCAGUGAUUUGUAGAAAUGUUCGUUUUUGUUCUUCAACGCAGUACAACACAGAAGUGCUAUAUUCGGUGAUUUUAUUUAUGUAAUUUAUGGACCAGAUGUGUAAUUAAUCGAACUCUUCUUUUUUUUUUCCGCAUGAGUGCACUACAACGAAAGCGGCAACUGAGUCCCUACUGCUGUAAAAAAAAAAUCCAUUGGCAAGUGAUCUUUUUGGUAUUUCGUAAAUUGAUUGUCGCCAUUUUUGGUUUCUUGAAAACGGGAAGUUGAAUUUCCGUUACAUCGACGUCGCUUUAUGCAAAUAGGAAAUUGAGAAUUUUAUCAGUGGUUGAAUUCUUGACUGGUCUCUGCUUGCGUUGUUUUUUGAGAGCUCACUCUCUGUUUCGUAGUACCAUAUCUUAGUUCUCGCUUCAUUUUUGGCUUUUUUUGGAUUCCGUAGCUAUAGCUGGCUUUUUUUGGGGGGGUGGGGGUGGGAAGGGAGUCAUUACGGUGUAAUUCAGGUGAGUUUUCAUACUUUUCAUUACAAGGGCUAAUUGUGGGUGUCGAAUGAAAGGACUCUAUGAAGACUAUAGAGCAAUAGGUACGCAGAAGUGGGUAUGUGAAUCAGGGAUGGUGCUGGUGACGCCACGGGAGUUGCCGUUUUUUCCGUAGGUUCAGCUUGCAGUGCAUCCAGGGAGCCCCUUUUGUAAAGCCUUCAGAAAAAGUAUGCAAUUUCUUGCAGUAAUUUUACAUUGGUUCCGUAAGCUGAGGGAUAAAAUAUAAACAAUUUACUGAAUGGCGUUGGUGUCGCUGAUUUUUUUGCUAUGUGUGAUUGUGGGGGCCUUAGAGGUGUUGCCUUUGAGUUCCGUAAGAGUGCAAUUCCUUGCUGCAACUUUGUUGACUCCGUCAUCUGGGGGAUAAAGUGUAGUGCUUUACUCUGUGGAGGUGUUGCGCAUUGUUCUCAAUGUUUGUUUUUGGGGACUAUGAUGGUAACGUUUUUGAGUCCCACACGAACGCAACUUUGAUUUUGUAACCCGAGGGAUAUCGUAUUAACAUUUUACUCUGUGAUGAUGGUUUCGGACAUUUAUAUUUGGUAGUAGGAGCUAUGACGUUAUCACGUUUAAGUCCCGCAAAAACAUAAUUUCUUUCUGGUUGUUUUGAUCUGUAAGCUGAGGGAUAAAUAAAUAAACGUUUAGCCAGUGAUUGUCGCACAUUUUUGCGAUAGUAUUUCUAUUUAGCCUCACAAAUAUGUAAUAACUUGCCACAACAUCAGAUGAGUUUCAAUUCUACAUGCUGAGGGAUGAAGCAUUAACAUUUUGCCCUGACUUUAGUGGCGCACUUUUUUUUGCGAUGGCUUUGGCGGCCAUGAUGGUGUCGUUUUAUUGAGUCCCACAAUUAUGCUACAUCUCAGCGCUACUUCACAUGAGUUGUUUCGACUCUGUAAGCUAAGGAAUGAAGUAUUAGCAUUUUACUUUGUUGCGCAUUUUUCGACGGUUUCAUUUUGGGGUCCGUGACAGUAUCACAUUCGAGUCCCAGUUUACACAUUUAACGCGCACCCUUUUUAGCCAAUCGGCUAUGUAUUUAUCGCACACUAGCACUCGUACAGUCUUAUUGGCUUUGUUGUUUGUGUUAUCGAAACAAAAUGGCAGCAAAUUGAAACUAUUUCAAUUCGAGCGAUCGCUUAUUCGUGCAUUUCAUUCGAAUGUAUUUUUGAAGGUUCAUGAUGAAUUGCGUUUUUAUAAUUUACACACACAUUUUCACCCAACCGCAGCUGUAUAUUUGCCGAUUUAGCUAUUCGUCAGUCAUCUUUAAAGCAUUUUAUGACUUAUUUGCCAAAUUGCAAAACUUUAGUUCGAUCCUCCCAUGCCAGGCCAGUUAAGCUGAAUUUUACUUUAUUUUUUUCACUCAAAAUUCGUAUACUGUCAUGCUAGUGGGCGGGGCUUAACUCUCCAUCAUUUCAAAGUGUAUGUUUACUUGGGUGGAAAGGUACUGUCAGACGUCAUACGCCAAUUUCAAAGGUUUCCUUGUACGCAUAGCAGACCUGCAAAUUAUGACGCCGUUUCUGAACAUGUGAAGCUUGUAAAUAGGGCUUUCGUUUUAAAGGGCUAGGCCUAAUUUGAGAAACGCUUUGUUUUUUAUUUUUAUCCCAACAAAAACACUACAGCCACUCUUUUUGCAAACAUUAAAAUCGAAAUGUGUUAAAAAGUGCUAUGUUCAAGGGCCAUUCUUAACAAGUUUUCCUCCCUGGGUUAGUUAAUGCACUGAAACUACUCGGCAGUAAUGGAGCUAACUCCACUGGUGUAACGUAUCUGUUCCUCCAAACUUGUUCCUGGUACUCGAGAUGAGAGAUGCAGACACUAAUGAAUAGAAAUGACACUUUGGCUUGACGUGAUGGAUGCAUACAAUAUGAAGCUAUCUUUACUUUCUUUUUUUGGAUGUUGAUGCAUUACCUGAACACUUGUAUGUAGGACACUUUAAUAUAAUACAUUUGUUUUUGAUAAAGAUACAUUUUUGUGUAGUGGUGUAUAAAAUCAAAGUAUUGUAUUACUUUGUAAUGUAUUUCUUGUUCAGUUGGUUGCUCUUUUUUUGUUUUUGGUUCUUUUGUUUUUUUUAAGCAUACCAAAUGUAAAUGAUGUACUAUAUUGAGUGUGCCAAUCCCUUUGAUUUGUAGAGCCAGACUCUUUACAAGUGCCAAUGUUGUGGAAAUCAUUUAAAAAAACAAAAAAAAAGGACUUGUGUAUUUUAUGGUCCAGUUUUUAAAAAGAAAUAAACAUUAAGUAUGUGAUUAUGGUAAACGCUCAACAGGAAGAGGACAAUUUUAUUCUGUAUUUAGGAUUAAAGAUUACAAACUGCUGUUUUUAAGAGAAAUGACAUUUUAAUUGCAUGUGUUCGUUUUCGGUGGAGAGGGUCGGGGAAAGAAAUCGUGUUAACGCGAAACCCUGCUGACAAAGGGGCUUAAUUAUUGUUCAUUUACAGUAUUUUAGACAUAUUUCUCUUUUUGUAUGUUUCAUUUCAACCACUGUUGCCUGAACCUCAUUCAUACAUGAAAAUGACUUUCAUAGCCUUCUCCUUUAAAGAAAAAAAUAUCCAUUUUAAAUUGGAAUAAAAUUUGUUCCUAUA
Molecule: messenger RNA, 5856 nt
Organism: Danio aesculapii
Lineage: Eukaryota; Metazoa; Chordata; Actinopteri; Cypriniformes; Danionidae
Product: guanine nucleotide-binding protein G(q) subunit alpha-like
Exons: 8
Coding region: 779-1987 (402 amino acids)
Biological process (GO): action potential; phospholipase C-activating dopamine receptor signaling pathway; adenylate cyclase-modulating G protein-coupled receptor signaling pathway
Cellular component (GO): heterotrimeric G-protein complex
Molecular function (GO): G protein-coupled receptor binding; G-protein beta/gamma-subunit complex binding; GTPase activity
Source: RefSeq, a predicted model, not a curated record